Molecule: messenger RNA, 2004 nt
Organism: Suncus etruscus (white-toothed pygmy shrew)
Lineage: Eukaryota; Metazoa; Chordata; Mammalia; Eulipotyphla; Soricidae
Product: polyunsaturated fatty acid lipoxygenase ALOX15-like
Exons: 14
Coding region: 1-2004 (667 amino acids)
Biological process (GO): lipid oxidation; linoleic acid metabolic process
Cellular component (GO): plasma membrane; cytosol
Molecular function (GO): protein binding; iron ion binding; arachidonate 15-lipoxygenase activity
Source: RefSeq, a predicted model, not a curated record
AUGGGUGUUUAUAACAUCAGCGUGUCCACUGGAUGCUCAGUCUAUGCGGGGUCCAAGAACCAGGUGCAGCUGUGGCUGGUGGGCCAGCACGGGGAGGCCUCUCUGGGGAUGUGCCUGCGGCCAGCUCGGGGCAAGACUGCAGAAUUCAAGGUGGAUGUGCCUGAAUACCUGGGGCAGCUGCUGUUUGUGAAAGUGUGCAAAAGGCACCUCCUUCAAGAUGAUGCUUGGUUCUGUAACUGGAUCUCCGUGCAGGGUCCUGGGCCCAACGGGGACAGAUUUUAUUUCCCAUGUUACCGUUGGGUGGAGACCAGAAGCGUCCUGGCCCUGCCAGAGGGCACUGGUGAGCUGCAGGGGGUAGAUGUGGUAGACGACACUCAAGGCUUCUUCAAAAAACACAGGGAGGAAGAGCUGAAAGAGAGAAAGAAGCAUUACCGGUGGGGGAACUGGAAGGAUGGGUUAAUCCUGAACAUGACUGGGGCCAAGAAAGAAGACCUCCCAGUGGAUGAGAGAUUUCUGGAGGACAAGAGACUUGACUUUGAGGCCUCCCUGGCUAAGGGGCUUACAGAACUGGCUCUCAAAGACUCUUUAAAUGCUCUUGCUUGCUGGAAUGAUCUAGAUGACUUUAAGCGAAUCUUCUGGUGUGGCCAGAGCAAGCUUGCUGUUAAGGUGCGGGACUCCUGGAAGGAUGAUGCCCUUUUUGGGUACCAAUUUCUCAAUGGUGCCAACCCCAUGUUGUUGAGGCGUUCUACUGCCAUUCCUGACCGCCUCAUAUUUCCACAACAAAUGGAAGAGCUGAAAGUUCAACUGGAAAAGGAGCUUCAUGCAGGUGCACUAUUUGAAGCUGACUUUGCCUUGCUGGAAGGAAUCAAGGCCAACAACUUUCUAUGUUGUCAGCAAUACUUGGCUGCCCCCUUGGUUAUGCUGAAAUUGGAACCCAAUGGCACACUUUUGCCCAUGGUCAUCCAGCUUGAACUCCCUAAAGUGGGAGCUGACCCUCCAAUGCUUUUUCUGCCGACGGAUCCCCCAAUGACUUGGCUCCUGGCUAAAUGUUGGGUCCGUAGCUCUGAUUUCCAGCUUCAUGAGCUGCAGUCACAUCUUUUGAGGGGACAUCUGAUGGCUGAGGUCUUUGCUGUGGCCACAAUGAGGUGCCUUCCAUCAGUACACCCCAUCUUCAAGCUAAUAAUUCCUCACCUGCGAUACACCAUGGAAAUUAACGUCCGGGCAAGGAAUGGACUGGUCUCUGACCUGGGAGUUUUUGACCAGGUGGUGAGCACAGGUGGGGGAGGCCAUGUGGAACUGCUCAAACGAGCUGGAGCCUUUCUAACCUACCGUUCAUUCUGUCCCCCUGAUGAUCUGGCUGACCGAGGUCUCCUGGGAGUGAAGUCUUGCUAUUAUGCCCAAGAUGCCCUUAGACUCUGGGAAAUAUUGCUACGCUAUGUGGAGGGAAUGGUGAAUCUUUUCUAUAAGACAAAUGAAGCUGUGAAAGAGGAUGCUGAACUGCAGGCUUGGUGUAAAGAGAUCACUGAACUUGGGCUGCUUGGAGCUCAGGACCGAGGGUUUCCUGUCUCCUUACAGUCUGUGGACGAGGUUUGCCACUUCGUUACUAUGUGCAUCUUCACCUGCACUGGCCAGCAUUCCUCCAUCCAUCUGGGCCAGCUGGACUGGUUCACCUGGGUUCCUAACACACCCUGCACUAUGAGACUGCCCCCACCAACCACCAAGGAUGUAACAUUGAAAACAGUGAUGGCGUCACUACCUAACUUUCAUCAGGCUUCUCUCCAGAUGUCCAUCACUUGGCAACUAGGCAGACGUCAGCCCAUUAUGGUGGCACUGGGACAGCAUGAGGAGGAGUAUUUUUCAGGCUAUGAGCCCAAGAUGUUGCUUAAGAAAUUCCGAGAAGAGCUGGCUGCUUUGGAUAAAGAAAUUGAGAUGAGGAAUGAGAAGCUGGAUAUGCCCUAUGAGUACCUGAGACCCAGUCUGGUAGAGAACAGUGUGGCCAUCUGA